CUGAAAUGAAAUCGACGAGGGCAGCGGCGAGUUGGGACGCGUCUUUGGAGAGAUAAGGUGGAGGAGAGGACUCAGUGCGUGAUACACGAUUUUGUCCCUCUCAACAAGGGAUCCAUAGACUUGUCGGUCGGAUUUCGUGUCACUGCGCGUCGCCGGAGGAGUCUCAGUGGGUUACCUGGCUCCCGGUCUCUUGGUCAUCGGACAGCCUGCCGACCAUCCAAUGUGCGUAAAAGGGCUCUAUUUCCUCGCCGUCCUGUCUGGACUCGCAGCUUCAGGCGUGCUGCAGGUCAGCGGGAUGCGUAUAUACACAUCUGGGGAUGUGGAGGCAGUCAACGGGACGGAUGUUCGUCUGAAGUGCACAUUCCAGAGUUCCUCUCCCAUCAACCCCUCCGCCAUCAUCGUCUCCUGGACCUUCAGACCCCUGAAACCAGGCCGAGAAGAGUCGGUGUUCCACUACCAGCAGCGAGCAUAUCCUCCUCUGGACGGCAUUUUCAGGAAACGUGUCUCUUGGGCCGGCGACCUCAUGGGCCGUGACGCCUCCAUCAUACUCCAACAGGUCAAGUUCACCUACAACGGCACUUACAUCUGCCAGGUCAAGAACCCGCCGGACGUCCACGGCGCGGUCGGAGAGAUUCGACUCCGUGUGGUCACCACAGCCUCUUUCUCCGAGCUUCUCCUUCUGGCGCUGGCCAUCGGGGGCGGCAUCACCGCUGUGGUCUUCCUCCUCAUCAUCAUUGUGUCCUGCAGGCGGUGCAAGACAAGGAGACAGAGGCGGCGGGAGGGGAACGAGGAGGCUCCCCGCAAAGAGAGAAAAGACCCCACUGCGUGCCACCCAUCGAGGGCCGUCCACCUCUACCUAUCAGAGACGUCCAUAGAGGUGGACAGCUCAGACGGCAUGAUCUCAGAGGCCAGCACCAAAGACCCCAGCUCCUCAGAGGAGGAGGGCCCGAGCUCAGACGACGACGACGGUGGCGACGACUCUGACUGAGGAGGUGGGGGCAGACAGAGAGACAGAAACACUGAUGUGAAGUCAGCCAGGAAACUCGCUGGAGGGAUGCCCAGAUGGCACCCACGGGUUACGGUCCACGUUUCUGCCGAGCGCAGACUUGAUGAUGAGAGCGCUGCUGCUGCUGUGUCGAAAAAACAAGCUCAUUGUUCGAGAAUGGGAGAAAAAGGGAAAGAAGUUCUGUUUGAAAGUUUCUGAAUUAGAAAUGCUUUUGAUCGGGCUCAAAGCUUUGAAACAGGAUUGAAAGUAUAAUAACUUUACUUCUGAGAGAGUUCAGAAAUAUUCAUAGGAAAGAAAUGAUGGAUUUAACCUGCAGGGCCUCAGAAGUGAGAGGCCCUGUAAUCCUGAAGCUGGUUCGGCCACUGCCAAGGAGGGAAAAACCGGCAGUUCCUGUUCGGCGACUGGCUGUUGUUUUAGACGUGAAUCUUGUUUAAGUGUGUGGAGUCGAUGCUAAAAUCAGCUGCAACAUGCGACUGAAAGUAGUCAGAAUAAGGAAGGUGUUUUCUGCCAUGAUGAGCCACGUUAAAAGCCAUACAUUUUUUAGGGUGCCUAACUUUUGUAAACCAUUGCCUGGUUGACUUAAUGGACACAAUCAUGUAGAUUCUGUAGGAUCAUCUUUCAUAUUUUAGAUUUACAAUUCAACAUCACUGGGGAUACUGUAGGUCUCGCAUUUCAGUCAACUAUGCACGCCAUCAUAAUACCCUCCAACUGUAGACUGAUGGGCGUCAGAUCAUUUUGAUCAACAACCAUAAAUAUGAUGCUGUCAUUAUGUCUGAAGGCCAAAUACUUGAUCAACUAGUGAGCAGCUGCAUGUCCGCACCUGUCCUGUGUGUCGUGUGGGAGCGCGGAGUCAGAUCUGAAAACCCCUUGAUUGCAACGUGUCCUUAAGAGCCUGUUUUUUCUCCACUUGUCUGUGAAUGCAUCAUGUCUACUAACAAACGACUGUAGCGCCUGUCUUUCCUCCUUUUUAUGGAUGGAUUUUGUACUUAUGAUGUAAUACUGAGCAAUAUGAUUAUAGAAAUUUAUUUUUUCUAUGUUUUUUAGACAAUGCCAGAAGUAUUUCACCUUGUUGUUUAAAAUGACGCUGUAUGUGUUUGUUAUAGAGCUUUUAUAUAUGAAAAAAGAUGUUCUAAUAAAAAUGCCUUUAAAUCUUU
Chelmon rostratus (copperband butterflyfish) is the source of this 2160-nucleotide messenger RNA. Its product is annotated as myelin protein zero-like protein 2. The record is from RefSeq and is a predicted model, not a curated record. The transcript is spliced from 5 exons. NCBI's taxonomy places the organism in Eukaryota, Metazoa, Chordata, Actinopteri, Chaetodontiformes, Chaetodontidae. Gene Ontology annotation, biological process: cell-cell adhesion. Gene Ontology annotation, cellular component: membrane. Bases 221 to 988 code for a protein of 255 amino acids.